GAUUCUACCUCAAGGUUGACAGUGAAUGCAAAAUCCAUGAGCAUUCCUACCGCUCGCAACGGACCAAAAAUGCCCCUCGCAGCGACACCGGUGGAAGUUUUGGAUCUUUGCGGGGACGAUUCAUCGGUAUCUCUUUCGGUUGCUCGACUUCCGAAAGCAAGAGGCUCGGAGGAGAUAAUAUCGUUGUUAGACGAUGACGAUUUCGGCGAUCACAGGAGUAUAAAUGGAAACUACCGUAGAGGAAGGAAACGGAAUCAGCGAACGUGGAAUGGGCUCGGCAAUAGGCAACACCCACCACCGUUUCCGUAUGCCGGAAAGUCGGAUCCCAACGAACCCGUAGAAAUCAUUGAAGGCGCACGGGGCCAAAACUUCGUCGCGAGCACCAACAACAGGAGGAAGUCUGCCCCGACGAAUGACGUCGAACUCAUACAAACCGAUAAAGUGACAGCAAACUUGCAAGUCUUGGAAGUCUUUCCCGAUGCGGAUGAAUCUUAUGUCGGAGAGCUUCUCGCAUCGAUGAACGGUGAAGAAAAUGCCGUUCAGCUUGUGAUUACGACCUUGGCAGAAAAAGAAUAUCCGAAAAACAAGAGUCUAGUAUUGAAUCGAAAGAGAGAGCUUGGUAUCGGGCAACCCAUCAUUCAAAUGCAUGGUCGAGAAAAAAAGUUGAAGUAUGACUACAUGUCGACUGAAGCCUUCCAGCCCACAGCUCUGUACACAAACCAGGCCAUUGAGCAUUUGGUGCACAGUUUUUCCUUUCUAUCAAAGCUUGGCGCGUAAGUUGGCCCAGUAUCUGAUGCACUGUACUUCUCGAUCUAAGUAUUCGUUCUUUUCCUUUUGAACCUUGCAGACGUCGAAUUUUGGGACGAUAUAAUAUGCACUACGCUGUGGCACAUGAUAAAAUUCUUCGAGCUGUGAAGGGAACAACAUCUCAGGCAGGAGAGGAGCUUGAAGACACGCAAUACCAGCGUGUCUCGAAUUCUUUCGCGAGACGCCAGAUGAGCCAGCAGCAGAUUGAGGAACUUGAGCAACUAGCCAAUACAUCCAAUGUCGUUUUAAAGACUCAUCGUCGCAAUUACCAGAGCUUUGUGACAGACGCCAUUCUUGCGGAGGAGGUCAAUUUUGUAGAAACAAAGCUAAGCACCUGGAUGGCUUCAAUGGAAAAGCGCGCAAAUCGAGCGCAGAAUAAGAAGAAUGCACAGGCUACACAUACCGGGAUGGAGUGCUGCUGCUGUUUUGACGAAGUAGCAGUAGAAGACAUGGUCAGUUGCCGGGACGAAGGCCACCUCUUCUGCGUUGACUGUCUUAAAUCCUUUGCUGAAACCCAAAUUUUUGGAAUGGGAAAUUUGGGUAUUGACAAAGAGACAAAGAAGCGGUCACUGGAGCUCAAGUGUUUUCAUUCAGAUGGGUGUGCCUCCGGCUUUGGUAGAUCCGGUCUAGAGAAAGCACUUCCGAAGAGAAGCUUAGAGAAGUAUGACGAAGUUCAAUUCAUUCUGAGCGUCGAGGUGGCGGGACUCGACGAUAUAGUAUCUUGUCCUAACUGUGGCUACCAAGCGGCAUUGCAGCCGUCGCAAAGGGUCUUCAAGUGUCCAGUGAUUGAUUGUCUAUACGAAUCGUGUCGCGAAUGUGGCGAAGCGGCGCAUAUUCCUCUUAGGUGUGAUGAAAAUAAAAAAACUGACGAAAAGGAGACGAAGGGACGUCUCGCCGUCGAAGAAGCCAUUUCUGAGGGUAAGAAACCGGAUCAGGUGUUGGCAGCGCUAUUGUCCGAGGUAGCUCUCUGCCGCCACAUCGACUGCAAAGGGUGCCCGCUUUAUACCAACGGAGAGGAAGACGAUGCGAGAGCUAUGCGAAAGGCAGGUUUGAAGGCUGCCAACGAGGUUCGGAAGGAUGAUGUGAAUAUUGACGUGGAGAACAUCUUGAAGGCGCCGCCCUAA
Phaeodactylum tricornutum CCAP 1055/1 is the source of this 1931-nucleotide messenger RNA. RefSeq lists its product with no specific name. The transcript is spliced from 3 exons. The record is from RefSeq and is a predicted model, not a curated record. The coding region runs from base 873 to 1931 and encodes 352 amino acids. Gene Ontology annotation, molecular function: zinc ion binding. NCBI's taxonomy places the organism in Eukaryota, Bacillariophyta, Bacillariophyceae, Surirellales, Neidiaceae.